AUGGGAAAGUUGGUUUGGAUACAUUUAAUGAUAGCAGCCGUUGUAAAUGUUCAGGGAUACUCAAAAUACGGACGUGACUGCAGGGAUAUUGGAUGCACUCCCGGUCAAAGGUGCAUUAUAGCAAAAGAGCCCUGUAUAAGCUUUAAUCAAAUUGAUGGCGCUCAAUGCGGAAUAUAUCCUACAUGUGAAGGAACGGAACACCAGUCUUUCACUUCAGGUGUCGUCUUGGAACGUCGAAAACGUCAAGCUAAUCAGCAGGGAUACGGAAUGGGUGGAAGUGGAAUGGGCAGAGGCAACGGAAUGAAUAACGGAGGGAACGGUGGCAAUGGAAUGGGUGGACCGAAUGGAAUGGGUGGACCGAAUGGAAACGGAAUGGGUGCACAGAACGGAAAUGGAAUGAUAGGUAAUGGAAUGGGCGGAACUGGAAUGGGCGGAAAUGGAAUGGGCGGUAAUGGAAUGGGCAGUAAUGGAAUGGGAGGGAAUGGAAACGGAAUGGGCGGUAAUGGAAUGGGAAUGGGUGGGCGAGGAGGCAAUGGCAAUGGAAUUGGACAAGGGGGCAUGGGUGGUAAUGGAAUGGGUCCUGGUGGAAUGGGUGGAAACGGUAUAAACGGAAUGGGCGGCCGGGGAGGAAAUGGAAACGGAAUGAGGGGCAAUGGAAUGGGUCCAGGCGGAAUGGAUGGUAAUGGAAUGGAACCAGGCGGAAUGAGUGGCAAUGGGAUGGGUAGCAAUGGAAUGGGUCCCGGAGGAAUGGGUGGAAAUGGAAUGGGAGGCCAGGGCGGUUACAACAGAAGAGGUGGUCAAAAUGGAAUGGGAGGACCACCUAGUGGGCCAAAUGGAAUGGGUGGACCACCUGAUGGACUACCUGGUGGACCACCUGGUGGGCCAAAUGGAAUGGGUCCAGGAAAUUGGCCGAGCAAUAACAAUUGGGGAAACGGAAAUAAUAGUAAUGGUAAUAGUCGCUUUAGAGGUGGCAACUCUAAACAAAACUACAAUACAACAUAUACGACAACAUCGGAUGGCCGGUAA
Messenger RNA from Drosophila suzukii, 1026 nucleotides. RefSeq names its product PE-PGRS family protein PE_PGRS26. Lineage: Eukaryota; Metazoa; Arthropoda; Insecta; Diptera; Drosophilidae. The record is from RefSeq and is a predicted model, not a curated record.